AUGCUUUUAUUAGCGGGCAGAAAAUUACAAAAUUUGCGUUUUCUCACGGAUUUACUCAAACUUAGAAUAACUUAUGUUCUGCUUCUGAGUUAUAAUGCUGAAUUAUUGAUUACAUCGUUAGAAUUAUACUUUAUCGAACACAUUUUCAUUGCUGGUUGUGGUUAUGCAUAUCUUAGCAAAUAUGAAUGCGCUCGAAAAGGUAUCUGCCUUUAUACCUGGUCAUUUUUCAAAUCUUUAAUUUCCGGCGAUCAGCGACCUUCAAAGUAUUCUAGCUGUGAGAAAAUUUUUGCUGCCCUCCACAGAAUCGAAGGCGUAUUUCGAACCUUGUAUUUUAGCAUUUCCACGAAAUGUUCAUCACUUUCUGUAGUUAUUGUGCUGAAUAUUUUACUUGUUGUAGUGGUAGAGAGAACAAAAAGCUCCGCCAGGCAUCAAUGUGAAAUAGCAUGA
Molecule: messenger RNA, 447 nt
Organism: Loa loa (African eye worm)
Lineage: Eukaryota; Metazoa; Nematoda; Chromadorea; Rhabditida; Onchocercidae
Exons: 3
Coding region: 1-447 (148 amino acids)
Source: RefSeq, a predicted model, not a curated record